AUGAAGGUUAUUUGGUUGGCGCUGUGCCUUCCAAGUGCCUUUGUCACAGCGGCCAAGUUGCCGCGGAGGACCAGCGGCCCCAGUCUCCAGCACGACCUGGUCAAGGAGGCUGCCGCCUUGGCACGGCUGGCCUCCCGAAGAGCUCAGAAGGCCCCGAAGUCGCACAAAGCCGGAACAUCUUGUCCAGACAAUCAGUUUCCGCCAGUUAACAUCACUGUUCAGGGAGUUGGCUACCUGGAAGAUGUCCUAUCUGCAGACCUCUUGGCGCAAUUGCAGACGAAUCUAGCUGGCCAUCCCGACUGGGAGAUUGGCAAACCAUGGACGUUGAGCAUGGUGGCCGAUUCUGUCGAACGCCAGAUGGACCGGAAGUUCGGCUUUGCCGGCGGAGAAGGUUUCAAUGUCUUCACUGUGAAGAAAGCACAAGUGGGCCAGCUGAUCACAGUCACCGACAAGGUCAAGACUCUAGCUGCGAACACUCGACUAGAAUAUCGUGGGCACGACCCCAUCACACUGGAGGAUGCCAUCCAUCUCACAAAUAUCUGCUUGAGGCCAAUGACCUGCGAUGCUUUCUUCGAGCAGCACAAGACAGAAUGCUUGGAUGACGACCUCUGGAAGCGGCGCAAAAACCCCGAGGAGGUCACGGGGCACACCAGGAGCAUGUGCUGCGAGCGCAUGAAGUGCAAGGAAGAGGCACCAUGCUCACCGCCGACGAUGUACACCAAAAGGCCAGACUACGACACCGCCUUUGGAAGCAAGCCUGACCAGUGCUGCGUCCCGAAAGCGUGUUCCGAAGACCUGUGCAAAUCCAGCCUUUGGGUGGCGAAGCCGGGCAACGUCUUGGGCAGCACCAAAGAUGAGUGUUGUGUCCCGCUGGAUUGCGACGACUACAAGUGCUCCGCUAAGUACGUGAAGAAGCAGAAAAGGCGUGGCCAGGAUGGCUCCCCACUCCUCAUGCAGGGGAGCACUGAUUCCGAAUGCUGCGAGCCCAUCUCAUGCAAGCACAUCAACUGCGAGGCCACGGAUGAGUGGAAGACGAACGAGAGCGCCACUGUUGGCGCAAGCCUGGAGGACUGCUGCAUUCCUCAAUUCUGCAAGCACCACAGCUGCGAGCCCGUCACAAAAUGGGAGCCGAAGCCCAAAGCAAUCCUUGGCAGCAGUAAUCCAAGCUGCUGCACGCCCAAGCUAUGCAGGGACUUCGAUUGCGACAGCGGCUUCCAGCUUCGGGCUGGUGCAGUGAUCGGUGGAAAGGGCCUCCUGGGCAGCACUCACAACGAAUGCUGCGAGAAGAAGUCCUGCCACGACUGGAAGUGCAGCGAUCCAAGCAAGUGGGUGCAGCAGGCCGAUGAGGGCAGCCGGGGCGUGGAACGCCACGGCUGGAGCGACGAGGAGUGCUGCACACCCCUCAUGUGCAGCAGCAUUGACUGCGUGCCGGAAUCGCUUUGGCAGCCCAAAUCUGCGGAAGAACUGGAGGGCCUGCUGGGCAGCACGAGCAAGCAGUGCUGCAACCCCAAGUGGUGCAAGGACUACACCUGCACAGGAGACAUUCCUGAACAGAAUGUUACCAGCACCAAGUGGUACAAGAAAGUUGAUACCAAUCACUUUCAGUUCCGGGGAAGCACGGACGAGGAGUGCUGCCAUCCGAAGUACUGCAGCGAGUACACAACGCAAUUCCCGAGCAAGUUCCGCAGGAAGCCUGAAGACCAGGAGAAGCCCAGGCUUGGGAGCACCGAAGCCGAGUGUUACGAUGAGCUCAAGUGCAGUGACUACUGCUGCAAGGGCAAAGACGUGCAGUUGAAGGAAGACGCAGCACAGCUCCUGGGAAGCACAGACGUGGAAUGCUGUGAGAAGCCAAAUUAG
Molecule: messenger RNA, 1857 nt
Organism: Symbiodinium natans
Lineage: Eukaryota; Dinophyceae; Suessiales; Symbiodiniaceae
Source: the annotation of a GenBank genome assembly